AUGGAAAAUAGCCAUAAAAUGGAAAGCAAUGCUAGAAGCUUUGAAAAUCUAGAUGAGAAAUACAGAUAUACCUCUGUUGGUUGUCUAGUAGAUUACCUCAAAGCCAAUGGUUACACUCCAAUAGAAGUCCUAAUAGACUAUGUUAGCUCUAUAAGGCACUUGAUGACCACUAGUAAGGGAAAGCCGUUCACCAAAAAUGCCUUUGAAAUCGUUGACUAUGCCUUGACUUGGUACCCUAACAUAUUUAAAUUAGAGGGUUGUCCUGAAAAUACCCCUGGCCGCAUCGCUUACACUGUACUUUAUAUCAAUUAA
Molecule: messenger RNA, 312 nt
Organism: Blepharisma stoltei
Lineage: Eukaryota; Ciliophora; Heterotrichea; Heterotrichida; Blepharismidae
Source: the annotation of a GenBank genome assembly